Messenger RNA from Jatropha curcas, 2071 nucleotides. RefSeq names its product nuclease. The record is from RefSeq and is a predicted model, not a curated record. NCBI's taxonomy places the organism in Eukaryota, Viridiplantae, Streptophyta, Magnoliopsida, Malpighiales, Euphorbiaceae.
CUUAAAAGAGGCAAUAACAAAUACUAAGACUUUAGUAUUUCUUCCCUCUCUCUCCCUCUUCUUGUUGUGUCUUUGCUUCAACUCUUUUCCCAUUUCUUAUUUCUCCUCUUAUAUGAAACUCGCUUCUACACCAAACCCAGUAAAACGAUAUUUCUCCUCUGUGUCUGUGUACACCUUGUUGCUUGUUCAAAUCCUCACCAAUCCAAAUGAAUGAAAUUACCAACACCACCACCAAGAAACGGCACAGAAAGGAUAAGCAAGAAAGCGAUAACGAUGAUGAAGAUGGUGAUAACAACUCAUUUGAAGAAGACAGCAAUAACAGCAAGAAGAGGAAACACUUUAAGGGUAUAAUUACAUCACUGGUGUUGUUAGAAGAGCAAGAAAAGAGCGAUCAGGAAGAACAAAACAAAGCCUCAUAUGAAGAGAAGCAAUUAUUGGAAGAAAACCACAAGAAACAGGCUAGAAAAAUGACUGAAUACUAUUCCAAUUUUCAAGAUUACUACUCAGAAAUUGAAGAAACUGACCGAGUCAAACGCAAGAAAUCACGAGCUAUAGCUGGUGCUGUUGCAAUUUCUGCUGCCUCUAAUGGGGUUGCUAAAAAUAAAGCAAUUGGGGAUGCAAAGCAAGCGACUGGUGGUCAACACAGACGGUUAUGGGUCAAAGAUAGAGAUAAACAAUGGUGGGAUGAAUGCAAUAGGCCAGAUUAUCCAGAUGAAGAGUUCAAGCAAGCAUUUAGGAUGAGCAAAGCUACUUUUGAAAUGAUAUGCGAAGAGCUACGUUCAGUUAUAGCUAAAGAAGACACUACUUUGAGGAAUGCAAUUCCUGUCAAGCAAAGAGUUGCUGUUUGUAUUUGGAGAUUAGCAACUGGUGAACCUUUAAGACUUGUGUCAAAAAGGUUUGGUUUAGGUAUUUCUACUUGCCAUAAAUUAGUUCUUGAAGUUUGUUCUGCUAUAAGAAAUGUUUUAAUGCCUAAAUAUUUACAAUGGCCCGAUGAGGAUAAUUUGAAGAAGAUAAAAAAUGAGUUUGAGUCAAUUUCAGGUAUACCUAAUGUUGUUGGGUCUAUGUAUACUACUCAUAUUCCUAUUAUAGCACCAAAGAUUAGUGUUGCAGCUUAUUUUAAUAAAAGGCAUACUGAGAGGAACCAGAAAACAUCAUAUUCGAUUACAGUUCAAGGUGUUGUUGAUCCAAGAGGAGUGUUUACUGAUGUUUGUAUUGGUUGGCCUGGUUCAAUGCCUGAUGAUCAGGUCUUGGAGAAGUCUCUUUUGUAUCAAAGGGCUAAUGGAGGUCUUUUAAAGGAUGUUUGGGUUGUUGGGAAUUCAGGAUACCCUCUAAUGGAUUGGGUUUUGGUGCCUUAUACACAGCCGCAUUUGACAUGGACUCAGCACGCUUUUAAUGAGAAAAUUGGAGAAAUUCAGAAGGUCGCAAAGGAUGCAUUUUCAAGAUUGAAAGGAAGGUGGAGUUGUUUGCAGAAAAGAACAGAGGUGAAAUUACAGGACUUGCCUAUUGUUCUUGGUGCUUGUUGUGUUUUGCAUAAUAUUUGUGAAAUGUGUAAAGAGGAAGUAGAUCCGAAGCUGGCGAUUGAUCUUGUUGAUGAUGAAAUGGUGCCUGAAGUUGCUUUAAGAUCAGUAAGCUCGAUGAAAGCUAGAGAUGUUAUUGCUCAUAAUCUUCUACACCAUUGUCAUGCAGGCACUGGAUUCCUAUAAUUGAAUGAGUUGCAUUUUUCCCCUGAUAUUUGAAUUCUUUUGGAUAUGUUCUUUCUUUCUUCUAUAUACAUGUAGUUGUAUUAUAGAACAAAACAAUUGUCAUUCUUCGUGUAAUUUGGUCGAAAGGGGCUAUGAAAACGGUAUCUGCAGCUUCAGCUGCAGCUCCUCACACCCCAACAAUCAGCUGAUAGUAGCAUUUGUAGGUUUAAGUUAUACAUGUAGAUCAUACAGAAUCAUGGCACCAUACCCAAAUUCAAAAUAAAAAGAUGGAUGAAGUUGACAUUAGUUGUAAUAUUCUUUUAACAUGACCCUUCUGUUAGUCUUGUUUUCAAAUAUUAAGAAAGCAUGCCUCAUGGUUUUUGUUUUUU